AUGUCGAUUAACUUACGCGCUGCUCUCGAGCGCAACAAGGGAAACCGCCCGCUUUGGCAGGCAAUCUUGUCAACAUAUUGGCAGGCAUUGGUAUGGCAAUAUAUACUUGUAAUUGCAACUUCUGUGAUGCACUUUGCGCCUCAAGCUAUUCUCUACGGCAUUUUGAAAUCGCUUGAAGAUCACGAACCAGACCAUAAAGUCAGAUGGGAGACAUGGGCCUGGGCUUUGAGUCUAGGUGUAGUCAUUGUGCUUUCCUCUACAGCUGACAGUUGGCUUUGGUGGACGGUUUACACAAAACUGGGCAUUCCAAUCAAAGAACAGCUGGCCGCAACUAUCUUUGCUAAGUCAAUGCGUCGUAAGGAUGUCAGGACUAUAGAUAGGACAGAUGAUUCUAGUGAUGGGGAAUCCAGCGUCACUGAAGACUCAGAAGAUAGUGACGAUGAUGACGACGACGACGAUUCCUUAGGGAAAAGUCAACAGAGCAUCAUCAAUCUAGUCGCUGUUGAUGCCGAAUGUGUCUCAGAUGCGGCUCAAUAUAACCAUCUUCUACCCUCUGCUUUGCUUGAACUCACAAUUGCCUGUGUCUUUCUUGUGAGGCUACUCGGUUGGCAACCAACCUUAGCUGGUCUUUCAAUUUCAAUCAUUGUACUGCCGGUCAACAUCUACACGGCCAAAAAAUAUUCCAAAGCCCAAUCAGUGCUCAUGAAGAAUCGAGACCGGAAGGUUGCUGUUUUAAAUGAAGUCUUGCAGGGCAUUCGGCAAAUCAAAUUCUCCGCCUUGGAAGCACCAUGGCAGAAGAGGGACAUUGGCCUCUUAACAAUAUGGUUGCUCGGUCCCAUCAUGCUCUCUGCUGUUUCGCUUGCUGUCUACUCCAUCAAAAAUGGAAACCUUUCUGCCUCCGUCGCUUUCACGGCGAUAUCCAUCUUCGGGUCUCUGGAAGUGUCUUUCGCUGUAAUUCCGGAACUUGUGUCUGAUUUUAUUCAGGCUUCUGUCAGCAUGACCCGUAUUGACAGACAUCUGAUGGCUCCAGAGAAGGGGCAAGUAACAGUUCCGUUUGACCGAGUGGUCUUUGACCACGCGUCCGUUGCACGGCCUGUCGACGACGACCAGGACAUUCCAAUUGAAGAACGAUUUGUCCUUCAAAAUCUGACGUUCGAGAUACCGGAUAGAGGGCUAACAGUGGUCUCCGGGAAAACAGGCUCUGGCAAGAGCCUUCUACUAGCGGCAAUCCUAGGAGAAGCUGACAUCUUGAAUGGCGUUGUCAAAGUCCCACAACUUCCACCCAGCGAAGGACUAUACAAUGACCAAUCAUAUAAUGAGAAUUGGCUCAUUGAUUCAGCAAUCGCAUUUGUUGCUCAGAAGCCAUGGAUAGAGAAUGCUAGCAUAAGGGAUAACAUUAUCUUUGGGCUCCCAUUCGACAGUAGUCGAUAUGAUAAAGUUGUUUUUGCAUGUGCAUUGAAGAAGGACUUGGACAUGCUAACUGAUGGCGAUUUGACUGACAUCGGUACGAAUGGUAUUAAUUUGAGCGGCGGUCAGAAAUGGCGUGUUUCAUUCGCCAGAGCACUCUAUUCACGGGCGUCCAUCUUGGUGCUAGAUGAUAUCUUCAGUGCAGUAGACGCUCAUACUGGCCGUCAUCUUUAUGAGAACGCACUCAUUGGAGAACUAUGUCAGAAUCGCACCCGUAUAUUGGUAACGCAUCAUGUUGCAUUGUGCGUGCGACAUGCAGAUCUAUGUGUUCUUCUGGAAGACGGGACUGCUCGUAGCGGCACUGUGGAGGAGUUGCGGAGUGAUUCCACCUUCUUGUCUGUUUUAUCUCAAUAUGAUAAGGAUGAGGCUGCUGAGGUUUGCUGGACUGCGAAUAAGGAUAGUUAUCCCGAUUCAAGUGGCACUCGCACUACUCGAGAUAUAUCACCUACAAAAACCCCGAACAUCGCAAACGUCGAUACCACUGAGAAUGAAGAAAGAAUGCCACCCAAGAAAUUUAUGGAAGAUGAAGGCCGCGAGACAGGUUCUAUAAAAAUGGCAGUGUACGCAAAGUACUUUACGAGCGGGGAUAGCUUGAUGUUUUGGUUUUUGGGAGUUUUGAUGGCUGUUGUUUAUGUUUCACUCCUCAUUGGCAGGUCUUGGUGGGUUAGUAUCUGGACUGGCGAGAGCGAAAUUUCAGCAAGUCGUGACACUUUCAAGGCCCAUCAAAAUGCAGUACAAUCUACCAUGUUUCGCAUGGAAAGGGUUGGAGUCGAACCUUCGGUACAGAAUACAGAUCUCACGUUCUAUCUCGGGAUCUACCUAGGUCUCUCUGUCGCCGCCACGUUCCUCGGAUCCCUGAGAUACUUCUGUAUUAUGUUCACAGCUCUACGCGUAUCACGGAGCCUAUUUGAGAGAAUGAUUUUCGUCGUUCUUCGCGCACCGUUAAGAAAAAUUGACACCAUACCAGUGGGAAGAAUCCUAAAUCGGUUUACUAGCGAUUUCCACCAACUCGACUCGCAGAUUGGCUACGAUAUCAGCUUCAUAGCGAACCAUAUACCCGAAUUUUGUGGUGUUUUAAUCGCUAGUGCACUCGUCACUCCAUGGCUGUUACUUUUCGCCGCGGUUUUAUUUGUCGUAUGUCUCUACUUUUCCAACUGGUACCUCGCUGGUGGCCGGGAGAUUAAGCGUCUGGACAGCAACGCUAUGAGUCCCAUACUGGAGCAGUUCGGAACUGUUCUUGCAGGCCUUGGGACUAUCCGGGCAUUUUCUAAAUCCGACUCCUAUAUUCAUCGUAUGUAUCGUCUAAUUGAUCAACAUGCGCAGGCGACAUGGCAUCUCUGGCUCUUCCAACGUUGGCUCACAUUUCGAAUGAACCUAACGGGGGCUGUAUUCACCAUGUUUAGCGCAGUGUUGAUAGUUUCCAUGCCAGGUAUGACAGCUUCCCUUGCAGGGUUUGCACUGAGUUUCAUUCUGCAGUGCAGCGAUGCCAUUGAAUUCUGUCUUCACCAAUAUGCGGAUCUGGAGCUUGAAAUGAACGCUGCUGAGCGCAUUAUUGAAUAUACGGAGCUUGAGACUGAAGACCAAGGUGGCGAAGAUGUGCCUGCUUCAUGGCCGUCAGAAGGCAAGAUUGAAGUAGAAAGUCUUGUCGUGGGGUAUGCUCCAGAUCUUCCACCCGUUUUGAACGGGUUGACAUUUGAAGUGCAACCGAACCAGAGGGUCGGCAUAGUCGGACGCACCGGUGCGGGAAAGUCAUCCCUUACGUUAGCCCUUUUUAGGUUCCUAGAAGCUCGACAAGGUCGUAUUGUUAUCGAUGGAAUCGACAUAUCAAAAAUGAAGCUGUCUGAUCUUCGCAGUCGAAUGGCAAUCAUACCUCAGGAUCCGGUGCUCUUCUCAGGAUCGCUCCGAUCGAAUCUGGACCCUUUCGCAGAAUAUUCAGAUUCCGAACUAUACGAUGCAUUGGAAAGAACACAUUUAGUGACUAGACCUACCGAAUCCCAUACAGAUGACCCUCAGACAGCCGGAAUGUUGGCCCCAGAAAGCAAUCCUGAAAUAACCUCAGGGCCCAACCUUGCAAAGGACAAGAACACCAUGUUGACAUCUCUAGAUUCUGCUGUGGCAGAAGGAGGUCUCAAUCUGUCUCAGGGUCAGCGUCAGCUACUUUGCCUUGCGCGAGCCAUCGUCUCACGCCCGAAGAUCAUGGUUCUCGACGAAGCGACAUCAGCCGUAGAUAUGGAAACUGACGCGCUCAUUCAGCGUUCAAUUCGGUCGGAAUUUGGCCGCAACGCCACGACUCUCCUUGUAAUAGCGCAUCGACUCAGCACGAUUGCUGAUUUCGAUCGGAUAUUGGUCAUGGAUGCAGGACGUGCAGUGGAAUUUGGAUCACCGAGGGAUCUAAUGCAUAUUGAAGGGGGCGUGUUCAGGUCGCUAGUCCAAGAGAGCGGUGAGAGACGAGCGCUUGAGCGGAUUAUUUUGGGCUAG
Molecule: messenger RNA, 3945 nt
Organism: Talaromyces atroroseus
Lineage: Eukaryota; Fungi; Ascomycota; Eurotiomycetes; Eurotiales; Trichocomaceae
Exons: 3
Coding region: 1-3945 (1314 amino acids)
Biological process (GO): transmembrane transport
Cellular component (GO): membrane
Molecular function (GO): ATP binding; ATP hydrolysis activity; ABC-type transporter activity
Source: RefSeq, a predicted model, not a curated record